GGUAAUCAUAAACGCCUUAAUAGUUUAUUUCACCAUACGUGUGCACAUUGCUACAGAUCGAGCUUAGCGCGAACGGGUCCGAAACUGAUUGGGGAGGGAGCACUCGGGCAGAACCAGGUUGAGUACGAAAAAGUAAGACCCUACUAUUGUGAAACCGAAACCCGAAACGUUAUGGACUAGAUAUUGGCUUUUGCCCUUUUUGGCUUGUGGCCUAUGCUUGUGGUGGCUUUUCAUGUGGCUUUGACAGCUUUGAUUGGGCGCCACCUAGCCAAAAGUAAAAAAACGCGCUUUUCGUCUCAGGCUUUUCAGGCCUACAUGGAGGCAAACUCAGAUGCAAUGCCGAAUGUUGAAAAUAUUACUUAAAGAAGCGCGACGUUCUGUUUCUUACCACACUUGUGACUCCAUCACUGUCAUCGAAGUCUACUCGUGCAAGGUGCACAACCGACCUUGCUGACUCUGCUCGUCAGCUUCUUCAUUCCCUUUAUCGCUUGGAAAGGUGCGGGACCGCGCAGACUGGUGAUUUUCGAUGAGCACGGCGGAACCGUUUUGGCUAGGCAACAAGCAAAGAGAUACAAGCAUGUUCGAGUCAUCAUGUUCCAACCCUUCUGGUUCACAACUCGGAGAAAUGCAGCCAUCCACAGUGGAUUUCAGCAGUCGACUCGCAACAGUAAAAUCGGAACCUUGCGACACUGAAUGCCUGCCAGAGCAGAGCCAGGUUCUGGAACAGCACUGCAGCGAGUCUCCGCUAGGAGGCGGUUCCGACGGGAUGACAGCUGGGCUGGGCCACAUUAAAAAAGAACAUCAAGACACACCUUCGGAUGAACAUGGCCUCUUGGUAGCAACGACGGAACCUUACAAUGCCGUGAUUUUGGCUGGGCAGGACAGCGCGGGACAGAGCCACGACUCAGCAUCACAAGGUGACACGUCUAUUGAGUCCAGCCAGAGCACGCGCCUCCGGCGUCGCAAGCCGACCCGCACGGCCGAGAAGCCGCACAAGUGUGACGUCUGUCCUGCCGCAUUCAGCCAAGGCAAGAACUUGCGGCGUCACAAGAAGAUACACACGGGGGAGAAGCCGUACAAUUGCGACGUCUGUCCUGCGGCAUUUGGCCAGAUCACGAGCUUGAGGGAUCACAAACGGACACACACGGGCGAGAAGCCAUACAAGUGCGACAUCUGCGGUGCGGAGUUCAGCCACGGGACGUACCUGCGGUGCCACAAGCUGAGACACACGGGCGAGAAGCCGUACAAGUGCGACCUCUGUCCCGCAGAGUUCUGCUGCAGCACUGACCUGCGUCGUCACACGCAGACACACACGGGCGAGAAGCCGUACAAGUGCGAUCUCUGUCCGGCAAGAUACGGCCAGAGGACGAACCUGAGGUACCACAAACAGGUACACACGGGUGAAAAGCCAUUCAAGUGCGACCUCUGUCCUGCACAGUUCAGCCACAGCACAUACCUGCGUCGUCACAAGCAGACGCACACGAGCGAGAAGCCGUACAAGUGCGACCUGUGUCCCGCAGAGUUCCGACAGAACAUGAGCUUGCGACAUCACAAGCAGGCGCACGCAGGCGAGAAGCCAUACAAGUGCGAUCUCUGUAGUGCAGCGUUCAUCCACAGCACGAAUCUGCGUCGUCACAAGCAGACGCACACGGAUGAGAAGCCGUAUAAGUGUGACGUCUGCCCUGCAGAGUUCCGACAGAACGUGACCCUUCGACUUCACAAGCAGAGACACAUGGGCACAAAGCCACUACCAUGAUCCCCAUCAUGGAGAGUUCAGCCAGAGCAUUAGCCUGCGAAAUCACAAGCAGACGACAUUCAUGGGCCACUGAAGUACACAGGGAGCCACAGAAGUGCGAUCUCUGUCCUACAAAGUUCAGCUUCAGCACGCACGUGUGUCGUCACAAACAGACACACAGUGGCAAGAAGCCCUAGAAGUGGAUCCCCGCCCUUCAGAGUUCAGCCAGAGCAUGAGCCUGCAGUGUCACAAGGGGACACACACGGAAACAUCGUACAAGUUCAGGCUCUUCAGUGCUACGCUUUCCUUCGUGGAUACCUGUCGGACCAAAUGUAGA
Ornithodoros turicata is the source of this 2072-nucleotide messenger RNA. RefSeq names its product zinc finger protein 239-like. Gene Ontology annotation, cellular component: nucleus; nucleoplasm. Gene Ontology annotation, biological process: regulation of transcription by RNA polymerase II. The transcript has 4 exons. Bases 527 to 1756 code for a protein of 409 amino acids. Gene Ontology annotation, molecular function: DNA-binding transcription repressor activity, RNA polymerase II-specific; RNA polymerase II cis-regulatory region sequence-specific DNA binding. NCBI's taxonomy places the organism in Eukaryota, Metazoa, Arthropoda, Arachnida, Ixodida, Argasidae. The record is from RefSeq and is a predicted model, not a curated record.